AUGAAAUUUUUUAAAUUUUUUACAUUGAUAUUUUUGUUUGGAUCCUCUGUAAAUGCUCAAUCAUGUCAAAUUCUACAAUAUGAAGGAUAUGAUGAAGAUGAUGGAUGUGCGAGAAUUCACAAUGAAUAUGUUACAAAAAACACAACUUUCUUCACUUAUAACGAUGUAAGAGAUUGUUACAUGAGUUUUCCAUUCGAUAAAGAAAUAGCUUCUCAGGCAAAAGAACCUCCACAAGGCAGAUUUAAUUUUAGACCGAUGGAUCUACUGGCUCAAUUGAACCGUUUACAAAGAAAGCGUUACGAAAAUUUAUAUCAAUUUAUGGACCGUGUUAGAAUGCUUAUUUUUGAAUUGAAAGAUGCACACACGAGUUUUGUGACGAAUUGUUUUUCUUCAUUCGUCUUUUAUACAAAUUUAACAUUAUAUUCUAUAGUUACUGAUGAUGGUGUACAGAAAAUCAAAGUUUUCAAUGACACCAUUGAUCCGACUAAUAAUAAUUGUGAGGUAACUCAUAUUGAUGGUCGCAGGGCGAUUCAAGUGAUUACCGAAUUUCCUAAUUAUAUCUCAAGAGAUCUCGGCGUAAGAUUUAACGCAGCUCUUGAUAUUAACUAUCCAGGCAUCGCAUUUUCAACCCGAGUUGAUUUACCAAAAACACCAAGCAUUACUUACACUUUAAAUUGUGAUAACCACCCUAAAUAUGUUAAAAGAAAUUGGAGUGUGAUUGGUAUUGAAUCAAUCCUAAAUAAUUUCAAUAAUUCGAAAACUUAUUUUUCCAAUAUUUGUAAAAACUCUACCGCUUAUUAUUAUCAACAACUUAAUAACAAACUUAUAGAGAUUAAAGAAGCACAAAAGAAUGUUUAUGAUGUAAGAUCAAAUGAACAUGUUACAAUAAUCUAUGAUAUUAGAGACUUUAUUACCUUUUUCAAAAAACAAGAUUUCGGUGUUGUUAGAAUUUGGACUGAAAGUGUUCAUUUAAAUAAUACAUUGGCCAUUAAAAUUAUUAAAGGAUUUCAAAAAUUGGUAAAUACAGGAGUUAAAAAAGUCGUCUUUGAUUUAUCCGACAAUCUUGGUGGUUUUGUUCUGAUCAGCAACUUUAUCAGUCUUCUCUUAUUUCCUGAUACACACGCUUUCUUUGAUAUGGAUAUCAGAAUCACUGAUCAAUUAAAACUUGUAUUGCAAGAUCUAAUAAAGCUGGACGAAAUUGUUUCUUCAAAAGAUCUAUCAAAAUUUCGAUGUGUAGAUGAAUUUAUUGGUAAUAAUGUUCAUACACGUGGUGGUGUUACCGAACAUUAUUCAAAUAGAUUUCUUUUAAAUGAUCCAUAUGAUUAUAAAGAUUUAAUAUCUCAGCAUUUAAUAACACCUCUACCUUGGAAAUCUGAUGAUUUAAUUAUUUUAACAAAUAGCAUAUGUGGAUCUUCUUGCACUCUUAUCGCAGAAGGUGCUGCAGAAGUUAAUAAUAUAGCUACCGUAGCAGUUGGUGGAUUUGUAGAUUCACCUUUGUCAUAUGCUUCUUGUCCAGGUGGAAUUGUUAUUGAUUCAACGCACAUAUUUAAUAUUAUAUCUAAAUUAAAUUUACAAAAUAAUACUUUAAUGCCUAAACCUUUUAUUCUAGGUGGAAAACUUACUUUUCUAUCUUCAGAAUUUUACAGUAUAAAAAAUUCCGAUCAACUAUUAGAAUUUUUGUAUAAACCUGCUGAUUUUAGGCUGUUUUAUGAUGAUAAAAGUUUUAGAGAUCAAACCAUAUUAUGGUCACAAGCUGCUAAUUUUAUUGGAAAGAAGUCUAAGAUUU
Racocetra persica is the source of this 1786-nucleotide messenger RNA. Lineage: Eukaryota; Fungi; Glomeromycota; Glomeromycetes; Diversisporales; Gigasporaceae. The record is from the annotation of a GenBank genome assembly.